Messenger RNA from Hyaloscypha bicolor E, 1794 nucleotides. RefSeq names its product glycosyltransferase family 4 protein. The record is from RefSeq and is a predicted model, not a curated record. The transcript is spliced from 4 exons. Gene Ontology annotation, cellular component: endoplasmic reticulum membrane. Gene Ontology annotation, biological process: protein N-linked glycosylation. The coding region runs from base 58 to 1755 and encodes 565 amino acids. NCBI's taxonomy places the organism in Eukaryota, Fungi, Ascomycota, Leotiomycetes, Helotiales, Hyaloscyphaceae. Gene Ontology annotation, molecular function: GDP-Man:Man(3)GlcNAc(2)-PP-Dol alpha-1,2-mannosyltransferase activity.
GCCAACUUUCCGCCUCGCGUUUCUGCCAGAAUCAUCAACUCUAAACUGCCAGAAGAUAUGCCGGAACAAGUAUGUUUGGCCCCUGAUGGGAGCCAGGUCUGGACCUUUGGCAUGAACAAUCUUCCAAGGACCAUCAUCAUUGCACUCACCCUCGGCUGCCUACCGCUGGCUGUUGUCCUACUGGGCCCAAAACUUAUCUUCUGGCUUGGACGCACCGCGGGGUUAUAUUUGAGGAAGAAGACGGCCGGAAGGAAAGCACAGGUACUGGAGUUGACAGAGAAGGAUCAGGCAGAAUGGGAAGAAGACGGGAAGGAUCGGCGCAAUAGUGAUGACUGGGAGAGCGUGGACGCCUAUGCUGUUGGGACUGCGAAGAAUGGAGAGAAAGGGGAGGAGGAAUGGGAUGGUAUUGUGGGAUUCUUACAUCCUUUCUGUAAUGCAGGAGGCGGCGGUGAACGAGUCCUCUGGGCGGCGAUCAGAGCAACACAAAAGCGCUGGCCGAAAGCAAAGUGUAUUGUCUAUACCGGCGAUCACGAUGUCGACAAAGCUGCGAUCCUAGCUCGCGUAAAGAACCGCUUCAAUAUCCACCUCCAUCCCCCGACUGUCACCUUCCUCUAUCUCACCACUCGAUCCUGGGUCCUCGCAUCUUCAUGGCCACACUUCACACUUCUAGGGCAAUCCCUAGGCUCUAUUGUCAUGGCUUGGGACGCUUUCUCCCUCCUCACACCGGACAUAUUCGUUGAUACGAUGGGUUAUGCUUUCGCGCUUGGGUUCUCAAAGAUCCUCUUCCGAGAUGUUCCAACUGGCGCCUAUGUUCACUAUCCUACGAUCUCAACCGACAUGCUUGGUUCCCUCGAUCCGAACUCUGCCACAGGAACGCAAGGGGUGAAUGCGGGAAAGGGCGCCGGUGCAGUCGGGGGGUUCAAGAAAUUAUACUGGGAGCUCUUUGCAUCCAUGUAUUCUGCGGUUGGUGGCUCCAUAGAUGUUGUUAUGACGAACUCAACAUGGACGCUUGGGCACAUUAAGUCAUUAUGGGAUGGGUGGCGAAAGGAGCUACAGGCGAACAAGCCAGUUGUCGUAUAUCCCCCUGUGGCCGUCGAAGAGUUGGAGAGGGAGAUUGAGGUCUCAGCAGCUAGUGAGAAGAAGAGGGAGAACAUUCUGCUUUACAUUGCACAAUUUCGACCGGAGAAGAACCACCAACUCAUCCUUACCGCAUUUGCCGAGUUCAUGGCUACAAGGUCACCAGCAACAAGAGGCGCAAAGUUGGUAUUGAUAGGAAGCGUGAGAGAUGACGGGGACUCGAAGAGGGUGUACGAGCUCAGGCUCCUGGCAAAUGAGCUUCAGAUCAAGGAGAGCGUGGAGUUCCACCUUGAUGCUUCGUGGCCGGAGAUCUUGGAGUGGUUGAGGAAAGCAAGCAUUGGUGUUAAUGGGAUGUGGAAUGAGCAUUUCGGUAUCGGGGUUGUGGAGUACCAGGCAGCAGGGUUGAUCUCUGUCGUGCAUGACUCUGGAGGACCGAAGAUUGACAUCGUCACCAAGAUUAAUGAUGAACCUACAGGCUUCCACGCAACAACGGCUUCCGAGUUUGCUAAAGCCUUCGAACAAGCACUCGCUCUUGAAGACAAGCUUGCAAUGCGUCUCCGAGCUCGAGAAUCAGCGAAGAGAUUUACGGAAGAGGAAUUUGCUAAGAGGUGGGUUGUACAGAUGGAGAAGUUGGUUAUCCUGAGACAGAAGAAGGAAUUGGCACUUAGAGCGAAAUAAUACCCCGUUAUAGAGAAUUGAUUGGAUAUUUCAUGCAAG